This is a messenger RNA of Colias croceus (clouded yellow), 828 nucleotides long. Its product is annotated as BLOC-1-related complex subunit 8 homolog. Gene Ontology annotation, cellular component: BORC complex. Bases 137 to 652 code for a protein of 171 amino acids. The transcript is spliced from 3 exons. NCBI's taxonomy places the organism in Eukaryota, Metazoa, Arthropoda, Insecta, Lepidoptera, Pieridae. The record is from RefSeq and is a predicted model, not a curated record.
UGUACCGUGUUUUCUACGUCUUGAUCUCAAAAUAUUAUAUUGUUUAUCGCUACAUUUAAAGUGUAUAAAUAUUUAUUUUAUUCAAAUUGGAUAAUUUUCGUGAGGUUUAAAAACGUUACUAUUUUAUAUUGUAACAAUGGCGUUUGUUUAUCAAGGCGAUGCUGAUUUAGAAACAAAAGCGAAAAAAGCGGCGGAAAGAAUAUCGGAAAACAUGCAUAUUGUAGCAAACGAACCGUCCUUAGCUUUGUAUCGUCUACAGGAGCAUGUGAGGAAAGCCUUGCCUCCAAUGGUUGAACGAAGAGUGGAAGUGACCAAACUCCAACAUGAACUUCAGGGUCGAUGUUAUGAUGUGGAAUAUGCUUUGAGUGCUGUAAAAUCCAUGGACGCUGCUGCAACCAGCUUCCAGAACAUUCAAGAAAUGUUGAAGCAGGCUAUAUUUUUAAAACAACAGUUAAAAUAUGAGGAGACUAGAAGAAAUAAAAAAGUUACAAAUUCUGUGUACAAACGUCUCUCUGCUCAUAUUGUUCUUGAUCUGCCAGACUUAUCUGAUUUCUCUAUGGUUCGUGAGACAACCAAUAGAAUAGAGAAUAUGAUGGCUCAUGCUAGGGGGUCUAAUGCUGAGUUACAUAGGUCUCAUACUACAUUACAUUAGACUGAAUAGUGUGUUACCUAUAGUGGUCAUAUUUGGUAUGAUCUCUAUAUUUUAACAGUGUGAGUCAUUUAGUAAUGGAACAUUGGACUUAUUUGAAGUCAAGACUAGUCAGUUUUCUCGAAAAGUAAUGGAUAUAUUAUUUUCUUUUACUCAAUAACAAAUAACUUAUUAAACAA